UGAGGUCGGAAGCAAGUUAGAAACGUUUGCGUUCUAUACACCGCAUCCUAACCUCCAGCAUUCUAACACCAUCUACUAGCCCAACCUUUCGCUAAUCUUCACCAUGAAGACUUUUCUUAUCCUGGCGAUGGCAGUUGCCCUAGCGAAGGCUCAAUCAACGGACGAAAUCACCAAUUUAGUUCAGUUCGGCAAGAUGAUUAUGUGCCUGGGAAACAUCGGCUACACUGAAGGUUUGAAAUACAACGGUUAUGGCUGCUAUUGUGGCUACGGAGGGAAAGGCACACCCGUGGACGCAACUGACAGAUGCUGUAAAGUGCACGAUGAGUGUUACGGGAGAGCUGUGGCUGAAGGAAAGUGCUGGACUGUCGAAACCUACGCUACCACGUAUUGGUACGACAAAUCCACGUCUUCUGGGAGCUGUUCCAUCAGAUGCUGGGAAGAGGGUGAUUACAACUUUCUUGUUCCAAGAAAAGCAUGCAAGACCUUUGUCUGUGAAUGCGACCGCAAGGCGGCGCAAUGCUUCGCCGACAACCGGUCUUCCUUCAACAGCAAAUAUGUCAGCUACAAGAAGGACACCUGUUAAGUCACGUAUCUGACUAGCACACCACAGAUGGUUGAGAACAGAUUGGAUAAAUACUGGAGUAAGAGCUGACGCAUUGACAAAAUCAUAAAAAAUGACUCAAAAUAUGACCGUAGAAGCCACGUAAACAAUAUGGUGACAUUAAUUUGUACAAGAGACUUUAUAAAGUAUGAGGAAUUAGAUAUUUACACAUAAGACAAUAAUUAUGACGAGUGUGUUUUGCAAUGAGAACUGAUAUCCAGCAAUUUAAAAACCAUUUAGACUUUCCUCUCCUGAUAAUUACCAAACCAAAAAUGACAAAACAUUCGUUCUGAGGCCCACAUCCUACACGCAUAACGAGUGGGUUCAUCAUCUGAGAAAAGACGGAUUUUUAAAUUUUUCAAGAUUUUAUAUUACUGAUAGUAACGGUAAGAAAACUUGCACUAACGGCUUCCAAACAUUGGAAGAGUCCAUCUUGAUUUUCAAAUUCGUAAUUUCAAAGCCCAAAUUUUGUUGACUUACACGACAUGGGGAAAGACUGCAGGGAGGGGGAUGUUGGUCCUCUAAUCCCAACAAAUCUAUCGCUUCCAGGAACGCCUGUAACUUGAAAGAAAAAAGAAAUUUAGCGAUUUUUCCUCAUAUUCAGCUUCCCUCCCCCCGAAACUUAACUUCGCAGAACCCUGGUAACAGGGGUAUCCAAAACAUCAACAUUUAUUUUAAUUUUGGAUCUACCAAGUUUGGAGGUUGUCAAGUUUAAUGGUUGGCAAGUAGCAGCUUGGUAACAAAAACGUGAUAUGAAUUGUAAAAAAUCUAGAAAAGCUUUUCAUGGGAAAUGGCAUUAGGAAAUCAUGGCAUAAACGAAAAUAGACAAAAUAGACUUAUUCAAAUAAUCCUCAUAAAAUACACCGCAAGCAAUAACUCUCAGAGCCCCUUUCUGAUUAGAUUCCAGCAAAUGUAAUUGAUUUCUCUUAAGAGAACCAUGAAAAACUUGAAAUACGUAAUAACUCUAACGCAGACUGUGUGAAGCAGGUAUAGAAUAGAUAUUUUAUGAGUAGGCCAUAUUGAAUGGAAAGGGGGGUUAACUUUCCUAUUUGGGACCCAGAGAGUAAAAGUGAAAGCAAUACAAAUAAAGGUUUAUCGCAAAUCAAAAGUUUGUUUAUGCUGA
Molecule: messenger RNA, 1724 nt
Organism: Acanthaster planci (crown-of-thorns starfish)
Lineage: Eukaryota; Metazoa; Echinodermata; Asteroidea; Valvatida; Acanthasteridae
Product: phospholipase A2 AP-PLA2-II-like
Biological process (GO): arachidonate secretion; lipid catabolic process; phospholipid metabolic process
Molecular function (GO): calcium ion binding; phospholipid binding
Source: RefSeq, a predicted model, not a curated record